This is a messenger RNA of Trichoderma gamsii, 1257 nucleotides long. RefSeq lists its product as hypothetical. Gene Ontology annotation, molecular function: serine-type endopeptidase activity. Gene Ontology annotation, biological process: proteolysis. The coding region runs from base 1 to 1257 and encodes 418 amino acids. The transcript is spliced from 3 exons. NCBI's taxonomy places the organism in Eukaryota, Fungi, Ascomycota, Sordariomycetes, Hypocreales, Hypocreaceae. The record is from RefSeq and is a predicted model, not a curated record.
AUGUAUAACACUAGCUCUCCCGACAACAUAACCCAGCUCUAUGCGUCGAUUGAGGGGUUUGAUGGCGAUAUUGAUCGUCUGAUUGAUGACUGGGGGAUUCUAUAUCCCUCGUUACCAGAUCAAGAGAGUCCACAUCAUAGAUCUACAACAAUCGAAGGCGGCGGCACAAGCCAGGAAAGUACGUCUCUUGCCCUGUUACUAGGACAGAGUUAUGAGCCAUCUUUUGGACCUAAACAACAGAGCCAGGCAGGCCUUUGGCAAGCACUUCUCGAAAAUAAAACACACAAGUUCAUGUAUGGCAAAGACGAACAAUUCUUUGGCACAAACGGCAUCGGGGGGCCGGCGUACGAGCCUCUCAAGAUCGCAGUCCUCGAUUCUGACAUUUCUCCAAAACAUUUGAAGCCAUUCAGAAUGCGAAUCAAAGCCAGAGAGAACUUUGCUGACGGGCAACAGAAUGCUGCCGACGCUGACCAUGGCACGACAGUUACUGAAUUGGUGCUCAAGGCAUGUCCAACAGCACAUGUAUACAUUGCUCAAGUUACCAAAUUGAACGCAUCUGGUGAAUCCGCCGUUGAUGCUGAAGCUGCAGCAAAGGCAAUUGAAUACGCAGCUGAUCCAACGGGCUGGGGAGUUGAUAUCAUCACCAUGUCAUUUGGCUGGACGCACAUCAACAAGCGCAUCAGCGAGGCUCUCUCUUUUGCUAAACAGCAUGACGUCCUCAUGUUUGCCUCGACAACAAAUUACGGAUUCGCCGAAACAAACAGCAUCCUCUACCCAGGCCGCGCACAAGAAGUAAUCUGUGUAGACGCGGCAGAAGAUACCGGGCAAUUAGCGGGUUUCGCCAUUGAGGAUAUCAGCCAAGGGCGCAUCGAGAGAUUCUCAGCCCCGGGUCUUGGUAUCAUCAGUGCUAUUUCAGGCGAAAUAGUGGAUGGAAGCUCCUUUGCGUGUCCUCUAGCUGCUGGAAUCGCAGCAUUAGCACUCGAAUUUACCAGACAAACCCCUCUAUGUGACAGCAAGAGCGUGCAAGAAGCAGUUCAUCAGCGCGAAGGGAUGGUAAGAAUCUUGAGGAGAAUGUCAAAGCUAAACUUCUCGUCGUCAUCCAGAUUUCUUUGUCCGUGGGAGCUUCUGAGUGAUGAUGAUGGAGUUUAUGGAGGCGAUGGGCAGCCCGGCAGCGCAAGAUAUUUUGUUGCUUAUCGCUUCAUCCGCGUUUUAAGGCAGGAAUUUGGGUCAGAUGUUGGAAAGGAGAUAUUUCCUUGA